AUGCCCACCAUCAACGACCUCUACACUACAGACCUCGAGGACACCAUCCGCGCGCUCUUGAACAAGACUGGUAUCCCCGGAUGUGCUAUCACUAUCGUCAAAGCGAAAGAGGAUGGCGGGUGGGAUGAGGGCGUGUGGACGCUAGGGGAGGCCAAGAAGGGCGUUCUUGUCACCCCAGACACCCGCUUCCCUUUGUUCUCCAUGGUCAAACUGGUCACCGUCCUUGCCGUCCAUCAAGUCCUGUCCGAAACAUCUUACACAUUUGAUACCCCUCUGAAGACCAUCAUUCCCGAAUUCAAGAGCCCCGACAAAGCGCUGGAAGAGGGUGUGACUGUUGCAGAUAUGUGCGCGCAUGUAUCCGGGCUUCCGGCGUACUUUGAUGUCUUUCACAUCGGGACGAGCUUGGAGGAUAUCCUCGAAAGCGUCAGCAAACUCCACCCCACCGCGCCCCUCCGCACAACAUUCCAAUACGGCAACCUCAUGUUCGCCCUCCUCGGGCUCAUCAUCGAACGCAUCUCCGGCCUCUCUUACCCCGACUACGUGAAAGAACACAUUCUCAAACCAUUCGACUUGGACAGUGCGGGGUUUGAGAAUGACGAGUUGACGGCGGAAGGGCAUUGGAUAGAUGCGAGUGGGGGAGGUGAGAUGAGGGGGAUCGACAAUGGGGUAGUGAGGUCGCCUGCGGCGUGGCCUGCUGGGGGGUUGAUCAUGAGCAUCAAAGACUACGCAAAGUAUCUCAAACAACUCCCCUCCCACCCCGGCUACCAAUUCGCCUCAACCCCCAACUCUUCCCACCCCGCUUUCGCCGACCUAUUCCACUACCCCUACUCUUCCACCACCCCUUCCUACGGCGGGGGGCUCUAUCAAACGACCUAUAAAGGGAUGGAAGUGCAUGAGCAUUGGGGCGCGUUCACGGGGUAUAGGGGGUCGAUGGUGUAUGUGCCGGGGAAGAAGGUGGGGUUGGGGGUGUUUGUGAAUGGGGAUGGAGGGGAGUUGGUUAGUACGCUCAUCAAGAUGACUUUGUUGGAGAGACUUGCGGGAGGGACUGUGGGGCCGGAGGAAUGGAAUACCAGGAUCGGAGAAGAUUUCGCGAAAAGGGUAGCCAAAUCAACCGCCAAUUUCCCCUCCAUCCCCUCCCCUCUCUCCUCCCAGAACCAAACUCCCCUCGUCGGAACAUUCACAGCCCCAGGCUACGCCACCUGGCACCUAACACCAUCCAACAACCUCCCCACCCGUCCUGCCCUCACCACAACCCCCAUCUUGCCGCAACUAUGGACAAAUCACGUUCAACCGGUCUUUACUGCGGUAGAAGAGGGAGAGUAUGAGGGGUGUUUUGAAGUUGGGUUGGAGGGUAAGGUGUUUUAUGGGGCUGGGUUUAGGGCCAAGGUGGAUGGGGACAAGUUGUUGGUUUACGGAUUGUCGGGGAUGGGGGAGAGGGUUGAUGUUGGGGAACACCCGCUGGUGUUCUAUCGUGAAUCUCAAGAGGCCAGUGAAGCCAGUAAAGACACGGAGAGCUUGGAGGGAUUGGUGGAGAUGCUUGAAGUCAAUUAGAUGCCGUGUCGCGUUUUAUGAACUUAUGGAGGUGGAUAGUUGGACGACGAGAUAAACCACAAC
Cryptococcus amylolentus CBS 6039 is the source of this 1614-nucleotide messenger RNA. RefSeq lists its product as hypothetical. The coding region runs from base 1 to 1551 and encodes 516 amino acids. The transcript is spliced from 5 exons. Lineage: Eukaryota; Fungi; Basidiomycota; Tremellomycetes; Tremellales; Cryptococcaceae. The record is from RefSeq and is a predicted model, not a curated record.